This is a messenger RNA of Phytophthora sojae, 813 nucleotides long. RefSeq lists its product as hypothetical. Lineage: Eukaryota; Oomycota; Peronosporomycetes; Peronosporales; Peronosporaceae. The record is from RefSeq and is a predicted model, not a curated record. Bases 1 to 813 code for a protein of 270 amino acids. The transcript has a single exon.
AUGGCGGAGCUGGAGCUGUCGUACCGUGAAGCUGCGGAACGCCUGGCCAGCACCAAGCGCGAGCUCAAAGCGGCCGAAGGGACGCCGGCGGAGCGCAACUUGCGCCGCGUGCUGGAGCGCCACUGCCGCUACUUUGCCCUGCUGCAGCCCAUUAUGAAGGACAUUGACAAGGAGGUGGAUUCGCCGCCGUCCAAGAGGCCGAGACUUAGUACGAAGCGGAAGUCAGUGAAGGUAGCUCAGCAGCCAGUAGCGGCUGCGAACCUUCCUCCUCCAGCGCCAGUUCCAGCUCGAGCUCCUGCUCCUGCUUGCGCUGCUAGUCCUUCGCCUGCCAGGUUGCGGUCACGCUCACCUUCGCCGGCAAAGAAACAGAAGUCUCACUACCAGCUGCGAGAUCGACGAGGGCUGGAGUCGCUGACGGAGGAUAUAGUCUGGGACUUUGACAACGAGUCCGUUGGUGGCGUGAGGGGUCCAUUUACUCCCCCGACGCCGCCGACUACGCGUCCAGUGAGGAAGAGCAAGAGCUUGGCGAUGCAGUCCAUUUCAGUUAUGCAGCUGGAAGAGGAGGAGGAGGAGCGAGGGCAUGUUCGACGCCGACGGGACAUUCCGUCCGAUCCCGUGAAGAAGCGGCCGGCGCUGAGGUCGAUUGAUGAAAUUGACCUGGAAAAGGCCCGCGUGGAGCUCACACUGCGUCAGCUGGAGUUGCAAAUGGCGCGCGAUCGAGCACUCGUCGCUCGUGCCAAAGCUCGAGCACAACUACUCGACCAAGGAGUGUCGCGGCGAGAGGUCGAUCGACUCAUGCCGCUCGGUAUCUGA